CACGCCACGCCCCCUGGACAAAAUCCCGCCCCCCUGGCGCGGUCUCCUCACAGCGGCGUUGGCAGAAGCGACUCCAUUUUGCGCUCCUCCUCAUCCUCCUCCCGCGAAGGAAGCGAAGCCCUCGCCGGCCCUCCUCCACCUCCUCCUCCUCCUCGGCGCCGCCGCCAGCAGGUCCUCUUCGCCGCCGCCAUGAACGAGGAGUAUGACGUGAUCGUGCUAGGCACAGGCCUCACGGAAUGCAUUCUCUCUGGCAUUAUGUCCGUGAAUGGAAAGAAAGUCCUUCACAUGGAUCGCAAUGCUUACUAUGGAGGUGAAAGCGCAUCCAUUACACCCCUGGAAGACCUGUACAAAAGGUUUUGCCUGCCAGGGAGUCCACCUGAGUCGAUGGGCCGAGGAAGAGACUGGAAUGUGGACCUGAUCCCCAAAUUCCUCAUGGCUAAUGGCCAGCUGGUCAAGAUGUUGAUGUACACAGAAGUCACUCGCUACUUGGACUUCAAAGUGAUUGAAGGAAGCUUUGUCUACAAAGCAGGGAAGAUUUACAAAGUCCCUUCAACUGAGGCAGAAGCCUUGGCAUCCAGUCUGAUGGGCCUAUUUGAGAAAAGGCGCUUCAGGAAAUUCCUCGUGUACGUCGCCAACUUCGACGAGAACGAUUCCCGCACUUUCGAAGGCGUCGACCCCAAGAAGAACACCAUGCGCGACGUGUACAAGAAGUUCGACUUGGGCCAAGACGUCAUAGAUUUCACCGGCCAUGCCCUCGCACUGUACAGGACCGAUGACUACCUAGACCAACCCUGCCAUGAAUCAAUCAACAGGAUUAAAUUGUACAGCGAGUCUCUAGCUAGAUAUGGCAAAAGCCCCUACCUGUAUCCGCUUUAUGGCCUAGGGGAGCUGCCCCAGGGAUUUGCAAGGCUAAGUGCCAUCUAUGGCGGGACCUACAUGCUGAACAAGCCCAUUGAAGAGAUUGUCAUAGAAAACGGCAAAGUGGUUGGCGUGAAGUCAGAAGGAGAGAUUGCCCGCUGCAAGCAGCUCAUCUGCGACCCCAGCUACGUCCCAGACAGAGUCAAAAAGGUCGGCAAAGUGAUCCGGGUCAUCUGCAUCAUGAGCCACCCGAUCAAGAACACCAACGACGCCAAUUCGUGCCAGAUCAUCAUUCCCCAGAACCAAGUGAACAGGAAAUCGGACAUCUAUGUCUGCAUGAUCUCCUCUGCGCACAACGUGGCGGCGCAAGGGAAGUACAUUGCCAUUGUGAGCACCACCGUGGAGACGAGCGACCCAGAGAAGGAGAUCAAGCCCGCCCUGGAGCUUCUUGAGCCAAUUGAGCAGAAGUUUGUUAGUGUCUGCGACCUGUUUGCACCAACCGACUUGGGAAGAGAGAGCCAGAUCUUCAUUUCCCGCACUUACGACGCCACCACCCACUUUGAGACGACAUGCGACGACAUCAAAGACAUUUACAAGCGGAUGAUGGGCUCAGACUUCGACUUCGAGGAGAUGAAGCGGAAGAAGAACGACAUCUACGGGGAGGAGGAGCAGCAGCAGUAGUAGUGGCCGUAGUAAUAAUAAUAAUAAUAAUGAGGGUGCUUUGGGGGAGGGAGGGAUUGGGGGGGGGGGUCUCAAGUUCGCUCUCCGCUGGCUGGUGUCGAUGCGUCUGCCCAAGAGGCACUUAAGCGAAGCUCCGUACGACGUUCAAAUAUUGUAAGGCCUGCUUCUUCUUUCUUUUUCUUUUUUUGGUAAUCAUAUCUCUUGAGAUUGAAAAGAGUCCUGCACUGGUUAAAAAAACGAAACGCUCCUCCCUUCCCCUCUUUGGAUUAUAAUAAUCAUGUGUUAAUUCUUCUUUAAGCAAAGGUUGCCGUGUCAAAAUUGGCAGAUGCUGACACUUCUCGACCACGACUAACUGUUGCUAACUUUUUUUGACUUUGGGGAGAAGCCGCUUUCGAUGAUUUCGUAGAUUUUGAGGAGAAGCCGCUUUCGAUGAUUUCGUAGAUUUUCGAGGGGCCACAAAUCAAAAGGAAUUAAAAUCCGGUUCGGGUUAAAGGCUCGUCUGAAACGUCACAGCCUCCUCUUGGGUUUGUGUUUCAGCCAAAGCAAUGGGUAUUUUGGGGGGAUCUCCCUAAAACGGCCUCUUCCCCUCUAGUCCUAAUUCCACGGCAAGCUGGAUCAUGGCCAAAGCCCACCGCAACCCUGUCUCCACUUUGGCAGGGUCUCAACCCAGUGCUCUCCUCUUUUUCUCCCCUCCUCUUUCCUCAAAGCUUCUCGACUCAAAAGCCUUCUCGAAACCUAAACGAAAACCGUUUACAUCUGUUGGGACACAACUCGGCCGCUCAGGCUUUUUUUGUGUUUUAAACGCGAUCAUUAUUAUUAUUACUAAUAAUAAUAAAAACAAAACAAAAAACUUGGUGGAAGAAUGAAAACUCCAAAGCAAGGCAAAGCAUGUGUGUGUGUGUGUAUAUUGUGUUCUCUCCUCCACAUUUCCUUUCUCUUCUGUAUCCCACCCCCUUCUCCCCGGUCUGGUUGUUUCUCAGGUGUGGACCAAGCUGCACUGCAGUAAGCGAUUUGACGGAGCCUGGGUUUUCGGGGGGAAAAGAAAGAGCUCCGGAUGACUUCUGUACUGCCCAGUAAAGCCAACUUCUGGAAACCGA
Anolis sagrei ordinatus is the source of this 2636-nucleotide messenger RNA. RefSeq names its product GDP dissociation inhibitor 2 (gene GDI2). Gene Ontology annotation, biological process: vesicle-mediated transport; protein transport; small GTPase-mediated signal transduction. The record is from RefSeq and is a predicted model, not a curated record. Gene Ontology annotation, cellular component: cytoplasm. Gene Ontology annotation, molecular function: Rab GDP-dissociation inhibitor activity. Lineage: Eukaryota; Metazoa; Chordata; Lepidosauria; Squamata; Anolidae.